UUUUUAUUAGUCUGUGUCAUGCUGUCAUGUCAAAAAAGUGAACGUGAACAGAAAAAUUAAAAUUAUUUUGACUAAUUAAUUACACAUUCUGGUUUACGUUACGAAUGCUAGGCACUUCAUACAUAAACAGUUCUUUUUUAUUUUAUUCGAUGACCCGUAGAGCAUUUAAUAGUCCAAACACAUAUCUGUGAAGGAUGGAGGGAGGUGGUAGCACGUCACUGGAGGCGCCGAGAGUCAAGGAGGAGCCCGAAUAUGUGGUAGACACAUGCAUAAAGAUAGAAGCAGAAGUGGACGAGGAGCCGGAGGCAUUGAAACCAGAGCCUGCGUGUGUACAACUGGAGCUGGAGUGUGCGAAACAGGAGACGUUGAGGAAGGAGGCAGACCUGUAUGUGGACCAUGAGGUCAAACACGACCUGGUGCUGGGGCCCGAAGUGCUGCAGGAGUUGUGUGCUGUCAAACGCCCCGAAGCAUCACCCGGGCCCGGGCCCGCGAGCGCCGCCGGGCCGCAGCGGGGAACCCACACCGACCUGCAACAAUCCGUGGCUGUGGACACCUACAUGUGCGACUUGUGUGACCAAUUAUUUAAGAAAAAACAUUCUUUGAUUCGCCACGUCAAAGCGCAUCAGCGAGCGGACCCUGAAAUGUUACCGAGACACUCCAGCAAAAAGGUAUUCUACUGUGACAUAUGUCAAAAACAAUUCUUUCAAUCGGGUCACUUUAACCGCCACAUACGAACACACACAGGCACCAAACCUCACGUUUGUAAUAUUUGCAAAAAAGAGUUUGUGAGAAUGGAUUGUUUAGAAAUACACAAACGAAUCCACACGGGACAGAAACCAUACUCGUGCAAGUUCUGUGAGAAGAAGUUCACGCAGAGACAUAACUUAACGAGACAUGUCAGAAUACACACCGGCGAGAAGCCGUACGUCUGCGAUAUAUGCUCGAAGAGGUGUACGCAAUCGGGUGACUUGAAGACUCAUAAACAGAGUCACGGGAUUGAUGAGAAGUAUGCGUGCCAUUUGUGUAACAAGAGGUUUAAGUGGAAAUCGACUUUGAACAAGCAUAGACGGAGCCACGUUAGGAAGAACGCUCGGGACAAAUCGGAAAAAGCUUGACUUGUGUCUUCCUGGGCACGUGCCACGCCCACAGGACUGCUGCGGGGCCUUGUGGGUCGCGACCGUCGAGGUCGCCGAUGUUAGAAUGCCAUGCGUUGUUCUUAAAAUUAAUGGCAAUUAUAAUCAAGAUUUCAUAAUAUUAAUACCUACACCGCUAAAAAGUAAUAUUACGAAAAUAAACCACAUUUUUAACACGCUUUUAUUAGGUCUACCUGUAUGUAACUAUGUAAUGGAAUCUAAGGAAACUAAUUUAACCAUCUUCCAAGGAUCGUAGCGGCAUGAAAAUUGGCAGCUGUAUGUAGUUCUGAUGACAAUACAAUAAUAUGGUACUGUCGAACUGAUCUGAUGAUGGAGCUGGAAGAUAUGAACUGGAACUUCAUGAUGGAAUAUCGUAUCAUAGCUGUGUUUAGAUUUGUUAGAAAAGUCUUGUAAUGAACUUUGACCACGAUUAGGUUUCAAGGUCUGAUGAUGAAGGCGGAAGGUAGGCACUGGCAUUCCAUGAUGGAAUAUCGUGUCAUAAGCGGGGUUUUCUAGUGUUUUUUAAACCAUUAAUUUAUUAUUUUAUAUAAAUAAUGUUUAUUUAUUUAUUUUAUUUAUGAAGCGCUGGUGGCCUAGCGGUAAGAGCGUGCGACUUGCAAUCCGGAGGUCGCGGGUUCAAACUCCGGCUCGUACCAAAAAGUUUUUCGGAAAUUAUGUACGAAAUAUCAUUUGAUAUUUACCAGUCACUUUUCGGUGAAGGAAAACAUCGUGAGGAAACCGGACUAAUCCCAACAAGGCCUUGUUUCACCCUCUGGGUUGGAAGGUCAGAUGACAGUCGCUUUCGUAAAAACUAGUGCCUACGCCAAAUCUUGGGAUUAGCUGUCAAAGCGGACCCCAGGCUCCCAUGAGCCGUGGCAAUAUGCUGGGACAGCGCUAGGAAGAGAGAGUUUUUAUUUAUUUAUUUGUAUAAACUUUAAAAAACACAACUUUAAUCAAAUGGCAGACUUAAUGUCAUUAUUAUGCAUUAUUAAAAUUUAGUUUUUUCUUCGCAAGUGUUAUGAAAAACAUUGUGUGUAACUGCAGGGGUAACAAUAUUGCGAACUCAAGUCUUUAAUGCACUCCAGCCUUCAGCUGAUUAAUGAAAAUUAGGCAAUUUAAGAUUACAGUAGGUGUCGAGAGGGGUUACUGACUUCAAGUGUCCUUAUUUUUAUGAAAUACUUAGUAACCAAAUAGAAAGUUUUCAAGUGACAUUGUUAUCGUAAAUAUUUGAUAUUAAAUUAUAUUGUAAUA
Messenger RNA from Cydia pomonella (codling moth), 2384 nucleotides. Its product is annotated as zinc finger protein 721-like. The record is from RefSeq and is a predicted model, not a curated record. Gene Ontology annotation, biological process: regulation of transcription by RNA polymerase II. Gene Ontology annotation, molecular function: DNA-binding transcription factor activity; RNA polymerase II cis-regulatory region sequence-specific DNA binding. The coding region runs from base 195 to 1115 and encodes 306 amino acids. The transcript has 4 exons. Lineage: Eukaryota; Metazoa; Arthropoda; Insecta; Lepidoptera; Tortricidae.